Messenger RNA from Teleopsis dalmanni, 1258 nucleotides. It is a transcript of the gene Cds, whose product is annotated as phosphatidate cytidylyltransferase, photoreceptor-specific. NCBI's taxonomy places the organism in Eukaryota, Metazoa, Arthropoda, Insecta, Diptera, Diopsidae. Gene Ontology annotation, cellular component: endoplasmic reticulum membrane. The record is from RefSeq and is a predicted model, not a curated record. Gene Ontology annotation, molecular function: phosphatidate cytidylyltransferase activity.
GUUGACUCUGAAGAAGAUAUUUUACCAGAAGAAAAAUUCGUCGAAGAACUUUCAAAAAAACUUCCACAAGGCACUGAUAAAACUCCAGAGAUUUUGGACUCCGCUUUGAAAGAUUUACCAGACAGAUGGAAAAACUGGGUAAUACGUGGUAUUUUCACUUGGAUAAUGGUAUGUGGAUUUGCGCUGAUAAUAUACGGUGGCCCACUCGCAUUAAUGAUAACGACCUUGCUUGUACAAGUGAAAUGUUUCCAAGAGAUAAUUUCUAUUGGUUAUCAAGUUUAUCGCAUUCAUGGCCUACCAUGGUUCCGUAGUCUUUCCUGGUACUUUCUGUUAACAUCAAAUUAUUUCUUCUAUGGUGAAAAUCUAGUCGAUUACUUUGGCGUUGUAAUAAAUAGAUUGGAAUACCUAAAAUUUUUAGUUACGUAUCAUCGGUUCUUGUCGUUCGCAUUGUAUUGUAUUGGAUUUGUAUGGUUCGUUUUAUCUUUAGUUAAAAAAUAUUAUAUGAAACAAUUCAGUUUAUUCGCCUGGACGCAUGUUUCGUUGUUAAUAGUAGUAACUCAAAGUUAUCUAAUUAUACAAAAUAUAUUCGAAGGUUUAAUUUGGUUCAUUGUGCCGGUCUCAAUGAUUGUUUGUAAUGAUGUGAUGGCCUAUAUGUUUGGCUUCUUCUUUGGAAAAACACCCUUAAUCAAAUUAAGUCCUAAAAAGACUUGGGAGGGUUUCAUUGGUGGUGGCUUUGCAACAGUACUCUUUGGUAUUAUUUUCUCUUACAUACUGUGUCAUUAUCAGUAUUUCGUUUGCUCAAUACAAUAUUCUGAGCAAUUAGGACGUAUGACGAUGGAAUGUGAGCCAAGCUAUUUGUUUACUCUGCAAGAAUAUAGCUUAAAAAUAUUCGGCAUCGGUAAAUCGAUUAGCAUGUAUCCGUUUAUAUGGCACUCAAUUUCAUUAAGCUUGUUUAGUUCAAUUAUUGGACCAUUUGGAGGUUUCUUCGCUUCAGGAUUUAAACGUGCAUUCAAAAUUAAGGAUUUCGGAGAUAUGAUUCCUGGUCACGGUGGCAUAAUGGAUCGUUUUGAUUGCCAAUUUUUAAUGGCAACAUUUGUAAAUGUUUACAUAUCUAGUUUUAUAAGAACUCCAUCACCGGCAAAGUUAUUAACUCAGAUCUUUAAUUUAAAACAAGAACAACAAAUACAAAUUUAUAAAUCACUUCAAGAAAACCUCGGCGACAUUCUUAACUAAAAUAUUAAAAUUGUGUUAUUUUAUA